This is a messenger RNA of Amblyraja radiata (thorny skate), 1486 nucleotides long. RefSeq lists its product as uncharacterized. Gene Ontology annotation, cellular component: cytoskeleton. Lineage: Eukaryota; Metazoa; Chordata; Chondrichthyes; Rajiformes; Rajidae. Gene Ontology annotation, molecular function: microtubule binding. The record is from RefSeq and is a predicted model, not a curated record. The coding region runs from base 64 to 1116 and encodes 350 amino acids. The transcript has 8 exons.
UUUUGCUCCGUUUUUGAGCAACAUUUCUCAAGGAACAUAUUUUAGAAAGAAACGUUUAUUGAAAUGGCUCUGAAUUAUUUGAGAAAGCUGGAAGACAUGGAGUUCUCAGAGUUCUCGUGCCUGUGUGAGCUGUGUGAUUGUGGUCAACACAAAUAUCAUCAGAAUUGCAAGAAGAAGCAAUCAAUUCAACGGCGCUCAGUAAGCCCAGACUGGCUCCUAACCAACUACCAGUCGUCCUUCAGGCGACCUCUGAAUGUCCUGCCCCGCAGCAGCAAGAGGCCAUUACGCACUCCGCCGCACCCCAACCCCCCAGCCAUGCAAAGUGAAACCACACAACGCUCAGAAUUUGGGCCGAGGGUCCCGAGAGAACAGACAAAAGCUGGCAACAGGCCUCUGCAGGAACAACUUCACUCUAAAUCUAUACACACCAAGGGAUUGACUCUAAAAGAACGUCCAACGACAGACCAGAAAUGUCUCAAAGGUAGCCUACCGUCGAGUCGAUCGAGUUCCAGAAGCAACACCAGCUGCAAGGGUUGGAAGUCUGAGCUUUCAGUGAGAUCUGGAGAACGUUUGACUGCAUCAGUCGAAUUUCAGCCUUUGCCCUUUGCGAGACAGAAGACAGUCAAGAAGCGAACAAAACCCAAGCCUGCUCCCAUGGACCUGCUGAGCAGCUACCGCAAAGAUUACCCUGAACACAAGCAAUCGAAGAUGUUGUCAAUAAUACCAGCACAGGACAACUUGCAAGUGAACCGUCAUCUGCCUGCGGACUUCAACACAAUUCAGAAAAAUUCAUAUAUUGGCUGGGACCCCACUCAAUAUCCCCGCCCUGAUCUCAUUAAAUAUAAGGAUCAGUUGAAUGUGGAAGGAGCCAUGGAGACCACCACAGUGACAAAGGGGAGGAUUGAAAGUACAUCAGUCACUGGACGCGAUUUCACCCCGAAAAAUGUCUGCCAGCCACCAAACUAUUCACCUAUCCUGCGAAAGAAUACUUCUCACCACCAAAAUGCCCGCAGCUCACCGUUCCCCAUGUGCAAGCUGCAAGCCUACCUGAUUCACCAGCAUCUCAAGAACAUGAAAAUUUCCAACCGAUCUGUGCCUGCAACAUGUGUACAAUAAGACAGCAACCAGAGCUGCUAAACCAUAAUGUUGGCACAGCAAUACCAAGCAAAAGAGCACUUCAUCCCAUCAAAGUUUAUCUACAUCAUGUACGAACCAUCUGCCUUGAGGUUCUCAUCACUAGAUAUUCAUCCCUAGCAGCAGUGUGGAAGCAAUCUCAUUAUUCAGGGAUGGUGGAUACCACAUAUUCAAGGUUUUUGUGGGAAUGUCCCUUGGACAGAUCAGCUAUUACAUCUUGUGUUUUAAUAUUGGCUAAUCAAUGUACAUGUUUUGGGGAAUUUUCUUUGUAGACUAAUUUGCCUCUUAAAACCAUGUGGGUGAUCGCAGUGUGGUUAUUAUAAUCAUAGAAAUCAGUAACCAUGAUUUUGUU